Molecule: messenger RNA, 1262 nt
Organism: Medicago truncatula (barrel medic)
Lineage: Eukaryota; Viridiplantae; Streptophyta; Magnoliopsida; Fabales; Fabaceae
Product: nicotianamine synthase
Exons: 1
Coding region: 5-1030 (341 amino acids)
Biological process (GO): nicotianamine biosynthetic process
Molecular function (GO): nicotianamine synthase activity
Source: RefSeq, a predicted model, not a curated record
CCCAAUGAGUGUUGAGUUGUGGCCUGUCUUCUGUUCUGUGUGCGUGUGUCUAAGUAACGUGCUUUCUUUGAUCAUUCUCGAGGAACAACCUCAUAGUGUCGACAUGGUUGGCAAGGAAGAUCUAUUGAUCGAAGAAGUAUGCAAACUCUAUGAUCAAAUCUCAAGCUUAGACACACUCAAACCUUGCAAAAAUGUCAACACACUUUUCACAAAACUUGUUCUCACAUGCAUGCCACCUAGUCCCAUUGAUGUUACCAAACUUAGCACAAAAGUUCAAGAAAUUAGAUCCAAACUCAUAAGGCUAUGUGGUGAAGCUGAAGGCCAUUUAGAAAGUCACUACUCAACUAUCAUAGCUUCAUACAAUAAUCCACUCAAUCAACUCAACAUUUUCCCUUAUUAUUCAAACUACCUCAAACUUAGUCUCCUUGAAUUCAAUAUCUUAACCAAACACUCCACUAAUGUUCCUAAAAAAAUUGCCUUUAUUGGCUCAGGUCCACUUCCACUUACUUCACUUGUGUUAGCCACUAAUCACCUACAAAACACAAUUUUUCACAACUAUGACUUUGACCCUUUAGCCAAUUCCAAAGCUUCUUGCUUGGUUUCCUCUGAUCCUGAAUUAUCAAAGCGUAUGUUUUUUUACACCAAUGAUAUAUUGGAUGUUUCAAAUGCUUUGAAAGAAUAUGAAGUUGUUUAUUUGGCAGCACUUGUGGGAAUGAGUGUUGAGGAAAAGAAUAGGAUCAUUGAGCAUUUGGCUAAGUACAUGGCACCAGGAGCACUCCUGAUGCUCAGGAGUGCUCACGGUGCGCGUGCUUUUUUGUAUCCGGUUGUUGAUACCAAUGAUCUUCGAGGCUUUGAGGUGCUCUCGGUGUUUCAUCCAACGGACGAGGUUAUCAAUUCAGUUGUCAUAGCGCGCAGGUAUCCUAUGGUUUUACUACCAAACAAGUGUUGUUCUGAUGAGAUUCAAGCUCUCAAACCACUUAUCAACCAUGGCAAUAAUAUGAUUGAGGAAUUGGUCAUUGAAGAAAAUUAAGCUAUUAUUAAUUAAUUAAUAAGUUGAUCGUCCUUUUCAGAUCACUACAUGCAUGUUUUCUAUCUGGUACUCCCUAAUGCUUGACAUGGUUAUUGUGUCUUUUGCAAUCUACUUAGUAUUUCCAUUUUAUGUCUAACUUGUUUGGACUAUCUAGCAUAUGUUUUUGGUGCUGCUGUUGUUUUUAUUAAUCUAGUAUUUAUUAAAUAAAUGUGGAAAUUGGUUGUGAUUCAAA